Hippopotamus amphibius kiboko is the source of this 675-nucleotide messenger RNA. RefSeq names its product chymotrypsin A-like. Bases 1 to 567 code for a protein of 188 amino acids. NCBI's taxonomy places the organism in Eukaryota, Metazoa, Chordata, Mammalia, Artiodactyla, Hippopotamidae. The record is from RefSeq and is a predicted model, not a curated record. Gene Ontology annotation, molecular function: serine-type endopeptidase activity. Gene Ontology annotation, biological process: proteolysis. The transcript is spliced from 4 exons.
AUGACAAGUACUGUCACAGACAACCUGGUAAUAGGAAGAAGUUACCUGUGGAAUAUAGGAAAUAGUGAUUUGAUACCAGUGAAAGCUGUAUACACUCAUCCCGGCUUCACACAAUUUCCUCCCAAUGAUGAUCUAUCCUUGUUGCAUCUGGAAAAACCCAUUGAACUAGGAGAGUCUGUAUCUCCCAUCUGUUUGCCACAGAAAGAUGAUACAAUGAAUUUACUUUCCAAAUGUAUGACUGCUGGAUGGGGGAUAACGGAACCUGGCCAAAAUGAAUUCCCUAAAACUGUGCAGCAGGCAGAGGUACCACUGAUCAGUAGCACAUCUUGUCAAAGCUACUGGGGACUGGACAUUAAAAACACCAAUAUAUGUGGAGGAGCUGCAGGACCAUCCUCCUGUAUGGGGGAUUCUGGAGGACCACUGCAGUGUGCCCAGGAUGGGCAGUACGAGCUUGUCGGUAUUGUGAGCUGGGGCAGCAGUAACUGCCAUCCCGCCGCACCAACGGUCUUCACCAGAGUUUCUGCCUAUAGAGACUGGAUCACAUCUGUCACUGGAGGGGAAGCAUGAUCGCUGGAAGAGCAGCAAGGUGGAACCGUGUUCAUCAGUGAGAAAGGAAACACGUGACCCCCCACCUGAGCAAUAUGUCUCUCGUCAUUGCUGAAAAACUCAACGUCA